Molecule: messenger RNA, 4314 nt
Organism: Pseudomassariella vexata
Lineage: Eukaryota; Fungi; Ascomycota; Sordariomycetes; Amphisphaeriales; Pseudomassariaceae
Product: molybdopterin binding aldehyde oxidase/xanthine dehydrogenase
Exons: 8
Coding region: 1-4314 (1437 amino acids)
Molecular function (GO): 2 iron, 2 sulfur cluster binding; oxidoreductase activity; FAD binding
Source: RefSeq, a predicted model, not a curated record
AUGGCAUCAGCUGACGUGCUUCCAAAACCGCCCGUCGCAGCGGCGCGGCUUGGUGAUGCAGCCCCGCUGACGGUGGCUGAAGCCCUUUCCCCGUUGAUACAGUCGACUUAUAAGACUUCGGAACUCCGUUUCUACGUCAAUGGACGGAAAAUCUCUGUUACGAAUCCAAAUCCUGACUGGGUACUUCUUGACUGGAUUCGCGCUCAAGACAAUCUUAAGGGAACCAAGCUGGGUUGUGGCGAAGGAGGAUGUGGUGCCUGCACAGUUGUGCUGCAGAUGGUGGAACAUGGACGAUUGAGACAUAUGGCAGUCAAUGCAUGUCUUUUCCCGCUCGUGGGUGUUGAUGGGAAGGCGCUCAUAACCAUUGAAGGGUUGGGGACGACCGAACGCCCACACCCAUUGCAAGAGAGGAUAGCCAAACUUCACGGCUCACAGUGUGGCUUUUGUACUCCGGGCAUAGUGAUGAGCCUGUAUGCUCUCAUCAGAAACUCAUAUCAGGAUGGUAAAUUCCGUCUUACAAGUUCUGAUGUGGAGUUACAAGGCCAUCUUGAUGGAAACUUGUGUAGAUGUACUGGAUACAAGCCAAUUCUAGAAGCAGCAAAGACGUUCAUUAUCGAAGACCUCCGCGGAAUAAUUGAGGAGGAUUCCAGCAGUGAGAUUGGUGAGAGUAUCAGCCUUUUGCAGGAUAAUAUAACAGAAGUGCCUAUGAAUAGUGGUUGUGGCAUACAGAAAGGUUCAUGUGGACGUCCUGGUGGCUGUUGUCGCGAUGCAUCAUCUUCGGUAAAGAGUAGCUGCGACAAAGACUCCUCUUCUCAAGGAUCCACAGAAACCCGAGCAACCUCGGUCAAUUCACUCGACAAGCCCCAGGGGGUAGGUGACUUCCUGCCAUACGAUCCGACAGCAGAGCUCAUAUUCCCACCUUCAUUAUGGAAGUUCCGGAAAGAGCCCAUCAUGUACGGAGAUGAAAGGAAAAUAUGGUUCAAACCUAUUACGCUACAACAGCUUGUCGCCCUGAAAAGUGCUUGGCCCGCAGCCAAGAUAGUGGGGGGUGCAAGUGAAACUCAGAUUGAGGUACGAUUCAAGAAGUUCGAGUUCCGAGUGUCUGUUUACGCUUCAGAUAUCGAGGAACUCAGCACCUAUACACUGCCAAAAACAGACACAGAGAUCAAGGCUUUGACAGAACUAACUAUACCCGGUAACCUGUCGCUUACCAAGGUGGAAGAACUAUGUAUGGCUCUGUACCAGAAACUAGGCCGACGAGCUAUGGCUCUCGAAGCGCUUCGAAAGCAACUCCGGUACUUUGCAGGACGACAGAUACGAAAUGUGGCUAGUUUGGCCGGCAACUUAGCAACCGCGAGCCCAAUCUCUGAUUCAGCUCCCGUGUUGCUUGCUUCCGGUGCAAGGGUCACUGUCAUGACUCAAAAACAGGGGUCUUGGGACGUACCCCUUUCUUCAUUCUUCGUCAGAUACAGAAAAACAACGUUACCCGAGGACGGCACAAUAACCAAGAUAAUUAUUCCGCUUGCAGAUGAAGACUCGCAAGAGAUAACAAAGGCGUACAAGCAGGCCAAGAGGAAAGAUGAUGACAUCGCUAUUGUCACUACGGGGUUCCAAGUGCGACUCGAUAAGGACGGACUUGUCAAGCGUGUAAUCCUUGCAUUCGGGGGGAUGGCACCGACUACCGUGCUGGCAACCAAGACACAAGAUGUGAUCCUUGGAAAGCGGUUCGUGGAUGGAACGACACUCGAGUCUGCUCUCGAUGCUCUUAUGGAGGACUUUGACCUCCCUUUCGGAGCACCUGGAGGAAUGGCUCAUUACCGAAAAGCUCUGACUUUAUCCAUGUUCUUCCGGUUCUGGCAUGAAGUAGUGACGGACCUAGGCCUUGCCAAGGUGGAUCCCGAAAUUAUCCGGGAGAUACAUAGAGAGAUUUCAACUGGAAGCCGUGGCCACUUCGAGCGCUCUGGGACGAAAGUAGUAGGGAAAGAAAUACCCCAUCUUUCAGCACUCAAACACUGCACUGGAGAGGCCGAAUAUGUUGAUGAUAUUCCACGACAGCACAAUGAACUCUUCGGCGCAUUGGUACUCUCAAAGAUGGCCCAUGCUAAGAUUCUCCGUGUCAACUGGGCGGAAGCCAUGGGUAUGCCGGGGGUGGUGGGGUAUCUUGACAGGAAUAGUGUGCCAGAAGGGAGUAAUAAUUGGGGUCCAAUUCGGGUCGACGAGCCCCUAUUUGCCGGAGAAGAAGUACAUUCCCACGGACAGACCAUCGGGAUGGUCUACGCAGAGACGGCUCUACAAGCCCAGGCCGCCGCAGCGAAAGUCCACGUAUCAUAUGAAGUCUUGCCCGCAAUAUUGACUAUCGAAGAAGCCAUAAAAGCCAAAAGCUUCUUCGAACACGGCAGGCAAUUAAAAAAGGGUGCAGCUGUUAAUGGGCUCUUGGAUGACGUUUUCGCGGAUUGUGCGCAUGUUUUUGAGGGAACGACCAAAUUAGGUGGCCAGGAACACUUUUACCUCGAAACCAACGCAGCUCUAGCCAUACCACACGUCGAGGAUGGGUCUAUGGAGGUGUACAGCUCUUCGCAGAACCUGAUGGAGAAUCAAGUUUUCGUCGCCCAGGUUUUGGGGGUUCCCAUGAGCCGAGUCAACAUGAGAGUGCGCCGACUUGGUGGUGCGUAUGGUGGGAAGGAGAGUCGAAGUACCCCAAUCGCGUGCUUAGUAGCCAUCGCUGCAAAGAAGGAGCGUAGGCCUAUACGCAUUAUGCUCAAUCGCGACGAAGAUAUUGCAACAAGUGGACAGAGACAUCCGAUGCAGUGUCGGUGGAAGGUUGGUACUGACGACCAAGGAAGGCUGAAGUGCCUUGAUGCAGAUCUGUACAACAAUGGCGGAUACUCACUAGACAUGAGUAGUGCAGUGAUGGAUCGAGCUUGUACUCACGUCGACAACUGCUACAACAUUCCCAAUGCAUGGAUUCGGGGUUGGGUAUGUAAGACUAACACAGUAACCAACACCGCAUUUCGUGGAUUCGGCGGUCCCCAAGGCAUGUACUUCACAGAGUCAAUCAUGAGCACCAUUGCCGAAGAUCUCAACAUCGACAUCGACGAGCUACGUCUUCGAAACCUUUAUAAUGUCGGAGAUAGAACUCCAUUCCUGCAAGAGAUCACCGACGACUUCCAUAUCAAAACUAUGAUGGAGCAGUUAUCUAACAACUCAGAAUAUGAGCUUAGGAAGGCUGCCGUCAACGCAUUCAAUGCCAAGAGCCAGUACAAAAAAAGGGGAAUCUGCAAGGUUCCCAGCAAGUUCGGGCUGAGCUUCGCCACUGCUCUGCAUCUCAACCAAGCUGGGGCGUAUGUGAAAAUCUACGAAGACGGCUCGGUACUUCUUCACCAUGGCGGCACCGAAAUGGGACAGGGACUAUAUACCAAGAUGUGUCAAGUCGCAGCGGAGGAACUCGGCGUCGAUGUUGAUGAUAUAUACAACAAGGAAUCGCAGACGGAUCAAGUGGCCAAUCCCUCUCCCACAGCUGCAUCCUCUGGGAGCGACCUGAACGGCAUGGCUAUCAAGAAUGCGUGCGACCAGCUCAACGAGCGCCUAAAACCAUAUCGAGAGAAAUAUGGCGCAGAUACCCCUUUGUCCGUCAUUGCGCAUGCUGCGUACAGAGAUCGAGUUAACCUUGCAGCUAAUGGGUUUUGGAAAAUGCCGCGGGUGGGGUUUCAAUGGGGUAACUACAAGGAUCCUUUGCCCAUGUAUUAUUACUGGACUCAGGGGGUGGGUAUCACUGAGGUCGAGCUUGAUCUUUUGACUGGAGAUCAUACGGUUUUGAGAACUGAUAUCAUGAUGGAUGUUGGUCGCUCGAUCAAUCCAGCCAUUGACUAUGGUCAGAUCGAAGGAGCUUUUGUCCAGGGCCAAGGGCUUUUCACCAUGGAGGAGUCAUUAUGGACGAGGACCGGCCAGCUCUUCACUCUUGGACCAGGAACUUACAAGAUACCAGGCUUCUCAGAUAUCCCACAAAUAUUCAAUGUCUCGAUGCUUAAACAUGACUCGGAGGGCAAACCGAUCAGCUGGAAGAACCUCCGAUCCAUCCAAAGUAGCAAGGGCAUCGGCGAGCCACCGCUUUUCUUAGGCUCGACGGUCUUCUUUGCACUGAGAGAAGCCGUCAGAGCUGCAAGAGGUAUGAAUUGCGUGGCAGAGCCAUUAGUGCUGAAUGCACCGGCCACCCCUGAGAAGCUGAGGCUGGCGGUGGGGGACGACUUGCUGCGCCGGGCGGCAGUGAUCCCAAAGGAUGGUGAGACGAACUUCUUUGUGCGGAUUGAGGAGUAG